AUGCCCAGGGAGAUAAUAACCAUCCAAGCCGGCCAAUGUGGCAAUAACAUUGGCGCGCAGUUCUGGCAACAACUCUGCCUUGAACAUGGAAUCAAUCAAGACGGAAACUUAGAAGAAUUCGCUACAGAAGGAGGCGACCGCAAAGAUGUGUUUUUCUAUCAGAGUGACGACACUCGAUACAUCCCUCGCGCAAUCCUCCUCGACCUCGAACCAAGGGUUCUCCACGCUAUACAAACCGGUCCAUAUAGCAAUAUAUACAAUCCCGAAAACUUCUUCGUUGGCAAACAAGGAAUUGGUGCCGGAAAUAACUGGGCUGCCGGAUAUGCCACUGGAGAAACGGUGCAAGAGGAGGGAUUUAUGCUCCUCCAUUCCAUCGCCGGAGGAACGGGUUCUGGCCUUGGGAGUUUCCUGCUGGAACGGAUGAACGAUAGGUUUCCGAAAAAGCUGAUCCAAACUUACUCCGUUUUCCCCGAUACACAAUCGGCUGAUGUUGUCGUCAAUCCGUACAACAGCUUACUAGCUAUGAGGAGGUUGACUCAGAAUGCGGACUCUGUGGUCGUACUUGAUAACGGCGCUUUGUCUAGAAUCGCCGCUGAUAGACUACAUGUCCAAGAACCCUCCUUCCAACAAACCAACCAAUUGGUAUCGACCGUAAUGUCAGCAUCGACCACGACGCUACGCUACCCUGGGUACAUGCACAAUGACCUUGGAAGUAUCAUCGCAUCCCUCAUCCCGAUCCCUCGCUCCCAUUUCCUCAUCACUUCCUAUACACCCUUCACAGGAGACAACGUCGAACAGGCAAAAACUAUUCGCAAAACCACAGUUCUCGACGUUAUGCGCCGACUACUCCAGCCCAAAAAUCGCAUGGUCUCAAUUAAUCCGAGCAAAUCAAGUUGCUACAUCAGCAUCCUCAACAUCAUACAGGGCGAAGCUGAUCAAACGGACGUGCACAAAUCUCUACUCCGCAUUCGUGAACGGCGCCUCGCGGCUUUCAUUCCCUGGGGUCCCGCUAGCAUCCAAGUGGCCAUCCCCAAGAAGUCUCCUUACCUUUCUAACACUCAUCGUGUUAGCGGCCUGAUGCUUGCGAAUCAUACAUCUGUAGCGACCUUGUUCAAGAGAAUUGUAAGCCAGUACGACAGGCUACGAAAGCGCAAUGCCUUUUUAGAGCAAUAUAAGAAAGAAGCGCCAUUUGCGGACGGCUUAGGAGAGUUUGAUGAGGCACGAGCUGUUGUUAUGGAUUUGGUGGCAGAAUAUGAAGCUGCGGAGAAAGAAGACUACCUGGAGGGUCCAGGCGGAGGUGCAGAAGAUGGUUAG
Molecule: messenger RNA, 1314 nt
Organism: Uncinocarpus reesii 1704
Lineage: Eukaryota; Fungi; Ascomycota; Eurotiomycetes; Onygenales; Onygenaceae
Product: tubulin gamma chain
Exons: 8
Coding region: 1-1314 (437 amino acids)
Biological process (GO): microtubule nucleation; cytoplasmic microtubule organization; mitotic sister chromatid segregation
Cellular component (GO): spindle; centrosome; nucleus
Molecular function (GO): structural constituent of cytoskeleton; GTP binding
Source: RefSeq, a predicted model, not a curated record